Xiphias gladius (swordfish) is the source of this 2813-nucleotide messenger RNA. It is a transcript of the gene htr7c, whose product is annotated as 5-hydroxytryptamine (serotonin) receptor 7c. The transcript is spliced from 2 exons. Gene Ontology annotation, cellular component: plasma membrane; dendrite. The record is from RefSeq and is a predicted model, not a curated record. Gene Ontology annotation, biological process: G protein-coupled receptor signaling pathway, coupled to cyclic nucleotide second messenger; circadian rhythm; vasoconstriction. The coding region runs from base 249 to 1454 and encodes 401 amino acids. NCBI's taxonomy places the organism in Eukaryota, Metazoa, Chordata, Actinopteri, Istiophoriformes, Xiphiidae. Gene Ontology annotation, molecular function: G protein-coupled serotonin receptor activity; neurotransmitter receptor activity.
AGCUAUUUUGCCCUCUAGGGACGGACCAGGCACCUAUAUAACAUUUCUUUCAGACGGAUGAUUCCUAAACAGGAAGCAGUCAAGAAGCCCUUUGAGUUGUUUGCAGCUCUGAUGUGGUGCAGCCACAACAGCCUCAAUCGAAAACCGCUGGACAGGAGCCGAUAGCAGUUUACACAUCCAAAUAUGCGCGUAAUUGGAGCGCACUGGCGAGGCGUCCCUGGCACCCCUACUGGGAUAACGUUGUCGUGAUGUUCAAUACUUCCGGGAUUGACUUCACUUUUAACAAGAAAGAGGACAUUUCCGAAGUUACCAAUGGCAGCCUGCAGCUUCUCUACAACGUCCCCGUCACCAUUAGUCCCACAGCCAUGUGGAACGAGUCGUGCGGGGAGCAGCUGUUGGAUUUCGGGCGCCCGGAGAAGAUCAUCAUCGGGGUGAUGCUGGCGAUCAUCACGGCGGUCACCGUGAUGGGAAACACGCUGGUGGUGAUCGCGGUGUGCGUGGUGAAGAAACUAAGGCAGCCUUCGAACUACCUUCUGGUGUCCCUAGCAGUGGCGGACCUGUCGGUGGCCAUAGUUGUGAUGCCGUUUGUGAUAGUGACAGACCUCACCGGGGGCAAGUGGCUUUUUGGGGAGGUCUUCUGCAACAUCUUCAUCGGCAUGGAUGUAAUGUGCUGCACUGCCUCCAUCAUGACCCUGUGUGUGAUCAGCGUGGAUAGGUAUCUAGGGAUCACACGGCCUCUCACCUACCCAGCCCGGCAGAACGGUCAGCUGAUGGCAAAGAUGAUCUUGGGAGUGUGGCUGGUGUCAGCAUCCAUCACCCUGCCACCGUUCUGCGGCUGGGCCAAAAAUGUCCACACAGCCGGCGUGUGCCUCAUUAGCCAAGACUUUGGCUACACCAUCUACUCCACAGCUGUAGCCUUUUACAUCCCUAUGCUGGUCAUGCUGGUCAUGUACUACAAGAUCUUUAGGGCUGCUCGCAAGAGCGGCGCCAAGCACCGCUUCACCAACCUUUCGCGGCGCGAACGCCUUGAUACCGUGACUAAUGAGGCGCUGCGCAUGCAGGGCUUGAAGCCGCCUGGUGUGGUGGAGGAGUGUGCCGCCUUGUCUCGCCUGCUGCACCGUGAGCGCAGAAACAUCUCCAUCUUCAAGCGGGAGCAGAAAGCAGCCACAACACUGGGGGUUAUCGUGGGGGUCUUUGCUGUGUGCUGGCUGCCAUUCUUCAUACUGUCCACUGCCAGGCCCUUUAUCUGUGGAGUGGAGUGUAGCUGUGUUCCCAUCUGGCUGGAGCGCACGCUGCUCUGGUUAGGCUACGCCAACUCCCUAAUGAACCCCUUCAUCUAUGCCUUCUUCAACCGAGACCUGCGCUCCACUUAUCGUGACCUUCUCCGCUGUCGUUAUCGCAACAUCAACCGUCGACUGUCCGCUGUGGGCGUGCAUGAGGCUCUCAAGGUGUAAUACCUUGAGUUUAAAAAGUGGGGCACGGUGGCCCUGUGCUUGUACACUUGGUUCUUAAAGGGCGACGUGUACACAACAGGCCUGUAGAUAAAACACAGACUGACAGAAUGGGAGUCAAUGUUGGUGGCUCUCUGGCCCAUCCGCAAAGGCAGAGAGACAGCACGAUCGCUCCAGCGUGUGUGACUCAGCCUUUCUAUUUUGGGGGAGAAAAUCAUAGAAGGUAUUUGAUGAGCUAUACAAGCUGACACUACUUUUGUGCAUAUGUCAUAAGAAAUGACAUGUAAACACAAUCAAUCAUCCUAGAGCUUUCAAAGAGAACAGAAAGAAAUCUUUGUACAAUAACAAAAUUGAUGUUUGAUAAAGAAAAGCAUGUUUUGUGCACAAUGUCUUCUGAGCAUCUUCAUCAAAGCAUCUAAGGAAAUCCCAGUUUAAUUUCAAAUAGGAGGUAAAGACUUUGAGGUGUAUUGUGCUUUGAGCCAGGAUUAAAUAUUAUCUAUAUCAUUUUAUUUAUAGUCAUAGCUUUCAUUUUGGUCUUCUCACUAAAUUUAACGUUAGCACCUUUAAUGUUUCAAAAAUGUUUAAAAUGUGGUGGUGCCAAAUGAACAUAGGUGGAUGGAAAAUUUUGGUUAAUAUGCAACAUGUAGGGAACAUUUUCCUUUAAUGAAAUGUCAGCGUUUGUUAAUAUAAAAAGAAACUGAAAGAAGUUUGUUUAGUGUCUGCAUGAAACAUAUUUGUCUUACAUGCCACUGUAUACAUAAAUCAUAAGAGAUUUUGAAUAGUGAAUGAAGGUUUGGCAGAAAUGUUUCCAUGUUUCACCCAAAUACUUUAUCGCACACUUGAAUUCAGUAUGAACUCAAUAGUGUAUGUGUCAGAAACCAUGAUACUGUGGACUUUUUUCACUCUUGUUAUUUUGUCUUGAUCGAAUUCAUUCCGCAUUUGGCUGCUGACCCUCUUGGUUGACACGGGAAACUAAAUCUGUUGAACUCUGCAGUUUCAUUUUAAGAAUUUACAUGUUCCUCAGACUCUUUUGCUCCACUGGUUGUCAACAGCGUUUCUAUUUCCCUUUUACAUCGGAAUGUGGUCACUUCACUCCUGGCUACAUAUCCAAGAACCUGUAAGAACCUGUGUCAAAUGUCAACAGUUGAGCAGUGUUUGCUUUUUCUACCUCGAUUUUUUGAGAAUACUGUACAUUUUCUCCAAACAGAUGUACCACUGUUUUGCAUCAUUUUGUAAUUAACUGCUAUUUUAUAUUGUGUAGGAUCGAUCUGUCUACAAUUCCUCUGUGUUUGCUUUGUUUUACCACUUUGCCAUUACCUUCAGAAACAAGCUGGGGAAGUGGCAAAGCAUUUCACACUUUGU